Lytechinus pictus (painted urchin) is the source of this 8073-nucleotide messenger RNA. RefSeq names its product serine/threonine-protein kinase Sgk1-like. Gene Ontology annotation, molecular function: ATP binding; protein serine/threonine kinase activity. The coding region runs from base 528 to 1406 and encodes 292 amino acids. Gene Ontology annotation, biological process: protein phosphorylation. The record is from RefSeq and is a predicted model, not a curated record. The transcript is spliced from 11 exons. NCBI's taxonomy places the organism in Eukaryota, Metazoa, Echinodermata, Echinoidea, Temnopleuroida, Toxopneustidae. Gene Ontology annotation, cellular component: cytoplasm; nucleus.
UGUACAAAGUGGUGGUGGUUGCUGCGGGGAAGACUUGGUUUAUCUUCAGAAGAUACAAUGAAUUCCACAAACUCUAUGAAAUAUUAAAGAAGAAAUUCCCUGGUGCAGACCUCAAGCUGCCGGGUAAGAAACUCUUCGGGAACAACUUUGACCCAGAAUUCAUCCGGCAGAGAAGAGAAGGCCUCCAUGACUUCAUCCAGAAGAUCAUUAACAAUCAACAGAUUUUACAACAUGGCGAGGUCCAGAACUUCUUGUCGCUCGAUGACCCAAGGAACAAUUCUGACAACAGCGUGACAGACGAGAACAACACAGACUUCUUCAGCGAUCCCAAUGAUCCUAACACUAUCUUUCUGGGACCAUCGGCCAAUCCUUCGGCAAGACCAAGUGACUUUGAUUUCCUGAAGGUGAUAGGUAAGGGGAGCUUUGGCAAGGUGCUGUUGGCCAAACACAAGAUAGAUGGGAAGGUGUAUGCAGUCAAAGUGCUACAGAAGGCGGCCAUUGUCAAAAGGAACGAGGCCAAGCACAUCAUGGCAGAAAGAAGCGUGCUACUCAAGAACCUGAAGCAUCCAUUCCUUGUCAGUCUGCACUACUCCUUCCAGACGGCAGACAAACUCUACUUCGUCCUGGACUACGUCAACGGCGGGGAGCUCUUCUUUCAUCUGCAGAGGGAGAAAUCCUUUCCGGAAGUGCGCGCCAAGUUCUACGCUGCGGAGAUCGCCAGUGCCAUCGGAUACCUACAUUCCCUGGAUAUCAUAUACAGAGAUUUGAAGCCUGAGAACAUCCUUCUUGAUCACUACGGUCAUGUGAGACUAACAGACUUUGGUUUAUGCAAGGAAGGAAUCGCAGCCAAGAAAACUACUUCAACAUUCUGUGGCACACCAGAGUAUCUGGCACCAGAAGUAUUAAGAAAGCAGGAGUAUGACAGGAGUGUGGAUUGGUGGUGUCUCGGUGCUGUCCUCUUUGAGAUGAUGUCAGGAUUGCCCCCAUUUUACAGCAGAGACACAGCUGAGAUGUAUGAUAACAUUCUGAACAAGCCACUCCGAAUGAAGAGCUCCGUUUUCUCACCAAGUGCCAAGAGUCUCCUCGAAGGGCUAUUACACAAGGAAAGAGCCAAGCGACUUGGGGCUGGAGAGAAGGGUUUCAAGACGGUCAAACACCAUGAGUUCUUCUCCUCUAUCAGUUGGUCAGACCUGGACGCUAAGAAGAUAACCCCUCCUUACAACCCAAGAGUGAGUGAUAACAUGGAUGUGAAGAACAUCGAUCCAGAAUUCGUCAGGGAACCCGUUCCAAAUUCUGUCGGCAAGUCAGUUGACCCCAACACAGUGAGUGCAAGCGUGCAGGAUGCCGACAAUGUCUUUGAAGGCUUCACGUACGUCCCUCCCACCGUCGGAUUAGAUGAUCCUUAGGCAUGGUGCGAGAAGAACAAACAUUGAUUCCCCAUUCAUUGAAUUACCUCCUAUUAUUAAUUUGUUUUAAUGUGAAAUGUUUUUUAAAGACUGAAACCAAUUUGACUCUGAAGUUUGCGCUUUGUGCCGAUUCCAACGAUGUAGCGUUGUUGUUUUGGUGAUUAUAAUCAGCGGCUGGUUUUGUUGUCAGGGGGUGAUUCACUCAGCUAAAAUCAAUUGAGUCUAUGAUAGUUGUUGGCCAACCAAAUUGUUUGAAAUUGAUUUUAUCUCACAUGAAAUUGAUUUUAGCUUUCAGUGAAUCACCCCUUGAAAUUGAUUGGUUAACGCUUUUUAACCCUCAGUUGGGCGAACAGUGAUCAUGCUGAUUUGGAGAUAAAGGUGUUUUAUGAAAAAUGAUUCUACAGUAUUUGAAGAGCUUUUAACCUCACUUUAAUAUGUAAAUUGAGCAGAAAGAGAAGAAACUGUCAAAUUCCUGCAUGUAAUUCUGGCAGGUCGUGAGAAGAUUAUUUGUAGUUUUGAGUUCAACUCAUGCUAUUAUUGCCAAGUCGAUUAUUUUCUUGCCUUGUAUAGCAUCUUAUUUUGAAAACUCAGAUACUAUAUUUAUAUCUAUACAGACCAAAAAUCUAUAGACAGUUUGAAGUGAUGGCCAUGACCUAUCAUGCAUGGGAUUGAUUGAAAAAUAGGUAGACUUCCUAGAAUGUUUCAAUUCGGAUUUAUCUGUUACUAGAUCUGUACCGGAUUUAGUAGCUGAAUAUUUUGUUGAUCAUGAAUAUAAGAAUCUAUUUUCGCAAGAUGUCAGUGUUGUAUAUCCUUCGUUCAUUCUUGUUCUCUUUCAUCUGUUCUUUCCUUUCUUUACACUAUCUUUUAUCCUUCUUCCUCUCUUACAUGAUGUCAUAUUUGACAUGCCGGACAUGUUGAAUUAGUGAAGCAAAACGUGCUCUAUUAGAAAUCUGUGUGUUUCACAAACUAUAAAUAAAAUUAUUCUUCAGAAAGUAUGAAUGAAUCAUUUCCUCUUAAUCUUUUUCACAUUCAUUCCCCAACAUCCUUUUUCUCUACACAGUAUUGAAACAAUGACACUGUUACUGUCUCAGACCUGCCAACCAGUACGUUUUAGCCGUAUUUCGUACGUUUUUGCAACCAAAAUACGGCAGUACGUUUUUUCGAUUUUUUUUAUUUUAUUUUUUUUUACAAAAUCGUAAUUUAUUGAGAAAAAUCAUGUCUAUAUGUCUGUAUUUCAUAAAACGUACACAAAUAUGGUUAUUAGAUCAAUGUAAUUUCAGGUAACUUGUUUUUUUUUUCGAUCGUUUUGUUAAUACCAGGGUGAAGAUAUACACAUUUUUUUUUUUUUUUUUUUUUUCACCUGCAAGAGCAGUGCGCAUUUUAGCUUGCAUGCAGCUUGAGCGCCGCGAUGAGCGAGUGCACCAAGCAUUUUAUUAUGAAAUACACUUUUUUUGGAAAAAUACAGUUUUUUUUAUCACAGAAUACAGUUUUUCAUUCCCAGAGGUUGGCAGGUCUGCUGUCUUUUGAUGCUGAAAAUUUUUCUUGUUGGAAACUUUGAAUUUGAUUUCUGUCUUAAUAUCUUUCCACCCCCACAAAUGAAUUCAAAACUUUAUUAAUAAAUAUAUGUACUUUUGAUUGCUAUAUUAACGAUUUGGUUAAAUUAAAUCUUAUGCCAUUCAAUUUAAUAAUGGUUUAAUGACAAGCUUUUGUCAACAAAAUUGUGAUGGAGCAUGUUGCACUUCAUACCAACAUUUUAGAGAGAAAAAUUAUUAUACUCCAGCGUUCUUCAUUCAUAUGUACAGUGUAGCAUUCUGUGCCUUCAUGCAUGAAAAUUCUUUCUUUUUAUUGCUCAUUUUAAUUCUGGAAAGAUUUUUGUUUUUAAUUUUGGCUUCAUUAGACUGGAAUGGGGGAUGGAAAGUGCUUUAAUAGGAAGACAGUAUGGCUCCUCUUUCUAAUCUUGUUCUGUAUAUUGCAUAUCAUACUUAUAAUUCUCUUUUCCUUAAUUUAUACCGUACAAAUUUACAAGUUGAAUAAUAUUUUGUUAGUGGCCCAUUCAAAGGACACAGUAAGAGAAAUAGUUAGAAAAGGAACAAAUACAUUACGAAGAUUGAGAGAUUUUUGUUGUCGGAAUGUGAUGUAAAUGAAGAGAUAGAUUUUCAAAGUAAGAGAUUCAGGGCAUUGUAAAAAAAAAUGUAAAUAUGUACAUGAUUCAAUUAGAUGAAAGAUAUAAGAGAAGAAAUACAAUGCAGUUGUGAUAUCAAUGUCUUGUAAAUGUAUUCAAAUUCUUAUUUUGGUGCCUAUACAUAUGCAUUCUCGUUGUCUGUUGCUUACUAAAGAACAUUUUACUGUUGACUUUCUGAUGAAUCUAUAUCGUUAUUGCAGCUUUUGACAUGUGAGUUAUUAUUGGAUUUGUCCUGAAAGCAAAAAACAAGUAAUCUACGGACUUUAUGCAUUCCCAUCAUGCUUUGCCCAGUGACCUCGGAUUCUAUUGAUUAUGAAAAGCUAUUGAAGGUUCUAUGCAUUAAUUUCUCUUAUUUUGUUGUCAUGUUUGAUAUAUUAUGUUAUGACAGGGAAUUUGUACAAUCAAAUUUGGAGGAAAAAAAUGCAGGGACAUUUGAAUUUCAAGAUUUGCAGUUUUUGAUGCUUUUCAACAUGUAAAAUACAUUCAUUAUCAUUCAAUGUUGACCAGAAUGUUUAUGUUUUAAUUAGUUAGUUUCCGUAACAAGGAAAGAAAAAAAUCAUUUUACGAACAAAUUAUAUUGAACUGCUGCUUUUAAUUUCCCAUCCCACCUUUAAUGCUAUGUAUAUUUCAUGAAUGAUCAAGAAUAUGUCACUGAAAUUUUCUUUCACUGUAAAUGCCAUGCGUACUGCCAACUUCAUUUGUGUUUUAGUGCUUCCCUCCCGCGACCAUGAUUUGCUUUCAUUUCAAUGUUUCAGAUUUAUUCAGGUUUGAUUGCUUUCUGUUCUCUUCAGGAAUUUUAUUGUUAACUGCCUGUUUAAUAUAUGCAUCAUUGAUAAUAACUUCAGAUGGGUUGCUUUUUGAAACAGUAACAAAUGCAUUGUUUUUCAUUUGGAGUUUUCUUACAUAGAUUUCAACCUUUUAACACUCAAUGCUGUUUUGUUGCAAUACUGAUGUUUCUUAUUACACCAAAAAAAAAGUUUUGGUUUAUAGGACAAAUAUAGACAGUAAUAUUAUUUUGACAUUUUUUCUUUUAAUUCCUAUUCUUCUUUUUACAAUCCAUUACCCUGGCAUAGUACAGCGUACUUAGUUUAGUUUAUUUACAAUUUCUUUUUGUCUUUGAGACAAACUCUCUCAUUUCAUUGAAAUUAUGUGUGUAUGCUAUGCUUUUUUACCAGAUUGAUGGUUUGUUUUAUGCCAUAUUUAUGGACAGAGUAGUUUUCAAAGUGAAUAUGCAUAUACAUUCUAAUUUGGCUGCAUUCAUUGAAAUGGAUCGAAAGUUAAAAGAAUACAAAGUCAUACAAGUUUAAGCAAACGUUGCAUAUUCAUUUCUAUUGUUAUUCAUACUGUUUCGGACUUGGGUUCAUAAUUCACAUAUAAUUUUAGCAGUUAUAGAGGAGUGGCAAAAUACGUUUGCGAUCAAUUGCAAAUUUUCUGAUGUGAACUAACAAUUGAUAAAUAUCAAUUGAUACCAGAUCGAAUUGAUUUUUACCGCUCUAUAUAGAUGAUAAUGUACCAUAUCAUUUGAAUUUCUUAUGAUUAGUAGAUUAUUUUUUGUUUUAAGUUUUGCAAUAACCAGGUGCUGCAUAUAAAGUAAAAUGCAUGUAUGGAGGCAUGACAUUAAUUUAAUUUUAAUUUGUUUUUUAAUCUUUAAUGAUUUGAUUUCAUUCUUUUUAAUUACUUUUUAAUUAUUUAUGCUUGCAUCAAGUUGAAUCAUGUAGUAUCUAGAAUAGACAAGUUAUUGGUUGAUUUUAAAAAUCAUGAUUUGAUAAAUGUAGUAGAUGUUCCUGUAUAUGCAAUGUAGUAUGACAUUGUCUACAUACUUAUUGAACCUAAAAUGAUAUAAUACUUCAUGACAAAUCAUGUCAACAAGAAAUGUGGCCAAAUAUGAAAAAAAAAUGCAAAUCUACUUCAUUUGACAUUAAAUCAUUAUGACCAGUCAUUAAUACAUUGCCAAUGCCUUGUUGUUAUUAGUAUUAAAGUUCCAAGGAAUGAAUUGUAACAUUUACAAAAGACCAAUUUAGUUUGAAGGAUACCUUAGUAUCUGGCAUGUUUCAUUAGAAAACAACUCAUUUUGUCGACCAUGCUCUUUAUAAUAGGCCUAAUAUGCUUUUCUUGAGUAGUGCAUGUCAUGUAUUGAGGCAAUCUCUCUAUGUUUGGAUCCGUUUGGAUGAUAGAAACAAGAUUGCAUUUGCAGAUAUAUUGUUUUUUUAAUGAUCUCCAUAAAUAUCAUAAGCAUCAGCCAAUAAAAAGCUAGCUACUUUUAUGAUGAUGGUAUUUUAGAUGACUUGCCAUUAACCUUCAAAAUGAAAUACCGGUAUUGUAACUUUCUCUGUUGGAACUGCUUGCAUGGAUUGUCUUUGAGUUCAAAGUUGUCAUUAAAGAUACUUUAUAGUGGGAAUUGUAAGAAUGAUUGCAAUUAUUAAUUCAAAUUUGCGAUGAUGAAUCCAUUUUAACGACUGCAAAUCAGUUAUAGCUCCUUUCAUGAAACGCCCACCAUCAUGUCCUUAUUUUAAGUAAUUUCAUAAUGAUUGAAUAAGAGAGCUAAAAUUGAAUUGCAAUUGAUUGCUAGUGUUAUUGAAUGCAUACUCAAACUUGCUGUACAGUAAGCCAAUCAGCAGAGGUGUAAUUACUGUGGUUAAUCCUGAUUGGCUAAUCAUGAUUGCAAAUUGUUUUGCAUUCAGGUUGAUGCAAUGAGUAUCUCAUCGAUUUGAAAUCAUGUUUUGUAUGUCUUUUUUGGCAUUCAUGCACCUUUUUGAAGGUGGGCAAAUAUCUUUGGGAGAAAAUCCAAAUGUUACAUGUAGUGUCUUGAUUGUACAAAAAUUAUUAUUGUAUUCAAAUGUCUUUGAAACAAAUUUUUGUACAUAUCUCUCAUUUUAUCUAAUUUUAUCUAAUUUUGUAAUUACAAUUUGCAAUUUAAACAGUAUGCUUCUUAUUACAAUUGUGUCAUAUGUGACAAAAGGAAGUCAGUAACAUUCAAUGAUCAAUUAAUUUCUGAAUCUUUGUUGUUUUGUGUAAAAAAAAAUGCCUCAAUCUCUUAAAGCUUUCUGUUUAAACAUCUCAUAUUCCUGUACAGUAUAUCAUGAUAAUUCUAUUGAUAAAUCUUGUAUAUAAAAUAUAUAUUAUGCAGUGAUGAUAUCUCAGAUUUGUCAUCUUUUCUGUAUUCUGUAUCUGUCAAGAAUUUGAAGGACGUUAUAAUGAAGUUAUAAAGUACCCCAACUCUUUCUUACCAUGGUCAAUUUUUUGGGUAUAAUUACCUUCAAUAUCAAAUGUUCAUGGGCAUUUUUAGAAAUCAAUGCAUUUGACAGUAACACUAUUUCAAUAAUUUAUUGUAAUGAUGUCUUUUCAUUUUAAUUUUAUUAUAAUAUUCCUGUCAUUUUGGGAGGUUCAGAAUAUUUCUGGAGAUAUAUUUAACAAGUUGUGUUUAUGAAUAUUGGUUGAGUUGGAUACUCAUUUAAUCCAGAUAUUACUUUAAUGAGAGAAUCAGCGGACAAUAUGUUGUUUGUUAAAUUUUACAUAAUUAAUGUAUUCGAGGAAUAAACACAUGCUGAAGGAAUCUUUGUUCCCACAAAUUAUCAUUCAUCCUAAGAAUACAUUUUUGCAAAUGGAUUUAUAAAGUACCAUGCUAAAAAUAGUAGGAUCGAUCAGGAGCGUUUGGCCAAUUCUCUUUGUCACAACAAGGCAUGGAAUCUCUUGUAUUGUGAUUAUCCAACUGGGACUGGUUCGGCCAAACUUUUCCUGAUCAAUGACUCUCCGUCAACCAAAAUGACAAAGAUAGCAUGUGACAAAUUUGCUGGAGUAUCAGAAUGGAUGUCCUUCACAGUGUUGUCAAUCAAAUGGUCAGUGAGUACCACAAUGCGCCCAAAUGAAUCUCUUAGUAGUAGCUGUACUCUCUUCAAUACAGACUACCAACCUGGCCCGCCUGACCUGUUAUAAAUUAGACACUUUCUCCCAACCCAAGUUUUCUAGAUUUUAAGAAAAUGUCUCACUCGUUCUUUGUUCUCAAAUCCAAUAACUGAAAAAACACAGCUAUUAUUUUCCGAAAGAAAUAAGUAAACCUAGCCGACCACAGUAGAUGGUCGGUGCGAUGAAUAAAAGAAUUAAUGUGCACAUAUUACAAUCCUGAGUAUUAAUUUAAAAAAGAAAUUCCCCACAAGAAGAUAAAAUGGUAAAAUAUGAAAACUUGGUUGUUUGCUAGUGGUUAAUUAUACAUGUAGUAGUCUGCAGGCACAGACCCUGACACUACAACCAACAAAUGGAUUUUGAGACAAGUCCAGAAUCAGUUAGAAUUUACUUGUACCACACAAUACACACUUCAAUUAAGCCUCCAGUGGGCUUAAAAGUCAGACCUUAUUAGUGUGUUUCGAGACGGACCGAGGGAUCCGCAAGCCCGGCGGCAAGCUGUGAUUGUAGGGCCGUUGAUUGUAUUAUCAAGGAAUGGUUUCAGGACAGAACAGAGCAAUGUAAUAAAUAUUUUUGUAUAAUCCA